Molecule: messenger RNA, 2494 nt
Organism: Drosophila novamexicana
Lineage: Eukaryota; Metazoa; Arthropoda; Insecta; Diptera; Drosophilidae
Product: knirps-related protein
Exons: 4
Coding region: 228-2198 (656 amino acids)
Biological process (GO): regulation of DNA-templated transcription
Molecular function (GO): zinc ion binding; sequence-specific DNA binding; DNA-binding transcription factor activity
Source: RefSeq, a predicted model, not a curated record
AACAACAACAACAAACUGCAGCUCAGUGCGCUAUGAAAAUUUGUAACUGAAAUACGUGAAAAAUCAACACACGGAACGCAAAAAGCGCCGAGUGCAUCGCAUCGCAGCUUAUUCAAAUUUGGAUUAAGAAAAACUAUUUAAACUGCUUUUCGGUGCAGUUCAAAGGCUCACAAUUCUUUUUAAGCACACUGUAUUGAGCUCAAGAGCUCAACGUUAAAGCAUCUCCAAUGAUGAAUCAGGAUAAUCCGUAUGCGAUGAAUCAGACGUGCAAGGUCUGUGGUGAGCCGGCGGCUGGGUUUCAUUUUGGUGCAUUCACAUGCGAAGGUUGUAAGUCCUUCUUUGGCCGCUCGUACAACAAUUUGUCCUCCAUAUCGGACUGCAAAAAUAACGGCGAAUGCAUCAUCAACAAAAAGAAUCGCACGGCUUGCAAGGCCUGCCGCCUGAAGAAGUGCCUCAUGGUGGGCAUGUCGAAGAGCGGCUCACGCUAUGGCCGACGCUCCAACUGGUUCAAGAUACACUGUCUGCUGCAGGAGCAGCAGCAGCAGGCGGUCGCGGCGAUGGCAGCACACCACAACAGUCAGCAGGCUGGCGCCGGAGGCAAUGCCACCGUUGGAGGCGCAUCCAAUGGCUGUGUCAAGACCAUGGCGGGCGUGUCAGCGCCUUCGGCCGCUGCUGCCGCACUGGGCAUGCUGGGACAUGCGACGGGCGGUUAUCCGGGUCUGUAUGCGACGGGACCACCGCGCAGCAAGGAGGAGCUAAUGAUGCUGGGACUAGAUGGCAGUGGAGAUUAUGGCGGCAUUAAGCAUCCAUCGCUCGUCGCUUCACCCUCGGUCAGCUCACCGGAUUCGCACAACUCGGACAGUUCCGUGGAGGUGAGCAGCGCGCGUGGCAACUCGCUGUUGCAACUUGGUGGCAAGCCAAAUGCUGCGACCGAUGGCAGCCAAACUGGAAGUGGCACAGCGCCGGGGCGACCGCCACAACUGCGCAAGGAUCUGGCGCCGUUUUUGCCAUUACCAUUUCCGGGGCUCGCCUCGAUGCCCGUGAUGCCGCCGCCUGCAUUUUUGCCACCCUCGCAUUUGCUCUUUCCCGGCUAUCAUCCUGCGCUGUAUUCUCAUCAUCAGGGCCUGCUGAAGCCCACGCCCGAGCAGCAGCAGCAAGCGGCAGUGGCCGCUGCUGCAGUGCAGCAUUUGUUCAACUCAAGCAACGCGAGUGGGCAGCGCUUUGGGCCGCAGCUGCAUGCGACGGGGCCAUUUACCGGCCACAAAGAGGAAGCAGCUCUAAGUCCGAACCACAGCAACAGCAACAACAAUAAUUUACUGCCCAAUGGCAGCAGAACGGCGACAAGCUCCGCUGAUGAGCUGACAAAACGUUUCUACUUGGAUGCGGUGCUCAAAUCACAGCAGCACAGUCCACCGCCGUUGGCGACAAAGCUGCCACCGCACAGCAAGCAGGAUUACUCCAUAUCGGCGCUGGUCACGCCCAACUCGGAAAGCGGGCGGGAGCGCUUGAAGAGCAGGCAGAGCAACGGUGAGGCGGAUGAUGAAGAACGCGAAACGGCCACUGGCAGUGAUAAGGCCGUUAAGGAGGAACUACAGCCAGGAGAGGAAGAUCAGGAUGAGGAAGAUUUGGUGGUAUCCAUGACGCCGCCACGAUCGCCAGCCCAGCAGCAGCCGGAGCAAUUAGUGGAUGUCCAUACAGGAGCACAGGAUAAUCCCAUUGACCUGAGCAUGAAAACCACUGGCAGCUCCAGCUCCAGCUGCCGGAGUAGCAGCAGUAUUAAGAGCAGCUGCCAGGAGGUAGCCGAUGUCGAAAUCUACAGUGAUAAUGAGGCAGCAACUGAUAAGGCAACAGCUGAUGAAGUCCUCAAUAUAACAGCAGACGACGAGGAUGAUGAGGAAUCAGCCCUGGCUGAGCUCGAGGAUAACAGCACCACGGAAACGGUUAAGACCAGCAUAGAGCAAACCCACAAGCUACACAAUAACAUAAACAACAACAAUAGUAAUACCAACAACAACAACAACAACAACAAAAGUAACACUAGUGAUAAUGAGGCCAACGAUAGCAUCAAACGCAAAUUGAAUGAGCUGAUGCAGGAAUCAAAUAGCUCGAAACGCUUGCGUCUGAGCUCACCGGAACCACCCAACAUGGCCGUUAAAGUGGCCACCUCAACAGCACUCGAUUUAACCACCAAGGUUUGAGCUUAACCGCAUUGAUUGUUAAACACACUUGAUAGGCGAAAAUCGGUCGUUGGGCCUAACACUAUGCAACAAAAUUUGGUACAGAGAAACAAAUGUUUAUCAUACUUAGUAUACAAUAUCAAUUUAUAUUUCUUUUGAAACAUUCUUUAAACAAUACUUUGGCUUCUAAUAAAAAAAUACUUAUAGAAAUUGGGAAGGAGCUUCAAAAAUCUGAAACAACUUAAGCACAUUUAAGUUUUAGUUUUUUUUUUAUCAUACAGUGUCCCCAAAACCAAAAGUUUAUUUGAAAAAUAUUU